GAGAGAGAGAGAGAGAGAGAGAGAGAGCAGAGCUACAGAGAGAGAGAGAGAGAAGCAGAAAGAGGACGAGAGGCAGAGUGAAAUCAUCUCUUGCAGGCAUUCAGGUUUCUGUCGCUGAUGGGGACAGGCAGAGUAGCAGGAUACCACCAGUACCUUAUCGAGGGACAGCAUCACCACAUACACACCCUGCACACGCAAAAACACACCACAACACUCCAUAGGAGAAGCUGGUGAAGCUCGGAGGGGGAAACAAGCAUCUCUUCUCUGUGGUGUGGAGAGCUAGAAGACUGGACUAGAGCCUCUGCUACACCACCACACCGUGCAGGAGCCUCAUCCAGCUCUCCAGGAUCCUCUAGCAGCAACAACCCUCAUACAUAGCUCUACUUCGAUAGUACAGCUUUUUCCAUCCGACCAUCCGAUAGCUCUCCACUCCACUUGCAAAGCUCUCUCCAUCCGACUAGCUCUCUCUCUCAAAUUACUCUGGCAGCUCUCUCUCAACCGCUACCAUGAAUUUCCUGCGUCGCCGGUUGUCUGACAGCAGCUUUAUAGCUAAUCUUCCUAACGGCUACAUGACAGACCUCCAGAGAUCUGACCCUCCACCGCCUCCCCCCUCUACAGCCACCCCAGGAGUCCCAGCCACAUCCCCAGGACAAGUUCCAGCACCAGCCCCCAACGCUGCCCCCCCAGCUCCAGAGUGUGGGCCACAGCCUGCCCAGGCUGCCCCAGCCCCGGCCCCUUCUUCAGGCUCUGGGUUCUUCAGCUCCCUGACCUCCCUGAGUUCCAUCACUAAUGUGGUAAAACAAACAGCAGUGUCAGCUGGCUUGGUGGAUCAGAACCCAGCACCCGGGCCUGGUCAUGUCUCCAUGAGAUUUAAGAUACUGCUGGUCAUCGACGAGCAGCAGUACGUGUGGUCCAGACUGUUCAGAGGGAAGAAGAUCCAAGGAGACUAUGACAUCAAAGUGGAACAGGCGGCGUUCUCAGAGAUCAACCUGGUAUCCCAUGCCAACGGGUCGUGUAACGUGGACAUACAGUUGAUCAGGAACGGAACCAAAGUGGUGAGGUCCAUUAAACCUGACUUUGUCUUGAUGAGGCAGCAUGCCUAUAGCAUGGCCCACAAUGAGGACUUCAGGAACAUGAUCAUCGGCCUGCAGUACGCAGGAGUCCCCAGCAUCAACUCACUGGAGUCCAUCUACAGCCUCUGUGACAAGCCCUGGGCGUUUGCCCAGCUGAUCGCCACCUGUAAGAAACUAGGCCCUGACAAGUUCCCUCUGAUCGACCAGACCUUCUACCCAAACCACAAGGACAUGAUCUCCAUGCCCUCUUUCCCUGUGGUGGUGAAGAUAGGACACGCGCACUCUGGAAUGGGAAAGGUAAAGGUGGAUAAUCUGAGUGAUUUCCAGGACAUAGCCAGUGUGGUAGCCAUCACUCAGACUUACACCACCACAGAACCCUUCAUAGAUGCCAAGUACAACAUCAGGGUCCAGCGGAUUGGCAGCGAUUAUAAGGCUUACAUGCGGACAUCCAUCUCUGGGAACUGGAAGAGCAACACAGGAUCAGCCAUGCUGGAACAGGUGGCCAUGACAGACAAGUACAAGCAGUGGGUGGACAUCUGCUCAGAGAUCUUUGGAGGUCUUGAGAUCUGUGCAGUCAAAGCCAUCUGUGGAAAGGAUGGGAAGGACUACAUCACUGAGGUUGUGGGUUCUUCCAUGCAGCUAAUCGGAGAGCACCAGGCAGAGGACAGGCAGCUCAUCUCUGAUCUGGUGCUGACUAAGAUGAACCAGGCUCAGCCAAGGACGGCCACUCGCUCUCCUGUCCAGAAACCGAGGGAAGUGGCAGAGCCAAUCAAGAACCCCGGACAGUGGCGCCAAUCUCAAGGGGGUGCCGUGCAGGCCCAGCUCACUCAGCCACAGAGUGUGGAGCCUCCAGCAGAGUUGGCCCCCAAGGUGUCCCCUCCGCCAAAGCCAGCCCCCCCUCUAGUUUUAAGAGCGGCCACCAUCCCCAUUCAAAAGCAAGCCUCCACUCCAGUGGCAAAACCAUACUCUGCUCCAGUCUCUAGGCCAGCCCCUGCCCCAGUGCAAAAGCAAUCCUCUUCCCCUCCACCAAAGCCACCCCCUCCUGCGGUGGUAAAGACGACCUCUGCUCAAGUACCAAAGCCUAUCCCUUCCCCAGUGCAAAAGCCUGCUCCAGCUCCAGCUCCAGCUCCAGCCCUUGCCCCAGCCCAUGUCUCAGCCCCAGUCCUAUCCCCAAACCUGGCCACUGUAUCAGUCCCUGCUCCUGUCUCACCCCCAGCACCAGCUCCAGCCCCAGCCCGUGUCUCAGCCCCAGUCCUAUCCCCAAACCUGGCCACUGUCUCAGUCCCUGCUCCUGUCUCACCCCCAGCACCAGCUCCAGCCCCAGCCUGUGUCUCAGCCCCAGUCCUAUCCCCAAUCCUGGCCCCUGUCUCAGUCCCUGCCCCUGUCUCACCCCCAGCCCCAGCUGCUGCCCCUGUCUCAGCUCCAACCUCCAGCCUAGCACCCGCCUUACUCCCAGUCCUAUCCCCGACCCCUUCUCCUGUCUCACCCCCAGUUCCACCCCUGCCUCACACCCAACCCCUGCCCCCACUACACAGCAGCCCAAGCCCCAGCCUCAGGUGUCUCCAUCAGCAGCCCCUCCCCCAGGAAAGCCAGCAGAGCUGCCCCCUCUGCCUCCCAAGCCCAAGCCUAUACCUCCUGUACGCCGCAACUCCAAGCCCCUGAUCCAGCCCAAACCCCAGACCCCCCUUCCACCCCUUGGCCUGAAGCCCAGUCCUGAUGCUGUGUUUUCAUCCAGAGCGCCAGGCCAGUCCCUGUC
Molecule: messenger RNA, 2829 nt
Organism: Oncorhynchus tshawytscha (Chinook salmon)
Lineage: Eukaryota; Metazoa; Chordata; Actinopteri; Salmoniformes; Salmonidae
Product: synapsin-2
Exons: 12
Coding region: 507-2735 (742 amino acids)
Biological process (GO): neurotransmitter secretion
Cellular component (GO): synaptic vesicle membrane; synaptic vesicle
Molecular function (GO): ATP binding
Source: RefSeq, a predicted model, not a curated record